Molecule: messenger RNA, 1311 nt
Organism: Scaptodrosophila lebanonensis
Lineage: Eukaryota; Metazoa; Arthropoda; Insecta; Diptera; Drosophilidae
Product: epidermal retinol dehydrogenase 2
Exons: 5
Coding region: 252-1208 (318 amino acids)
Cellular component (GO): lipid droplet
Molecular function (GO): oxidoreductase activity, acting on the CH-OH group of donors, NAD or NADP as acceptor
Source: RefSeq, a predicted model, not a curated record
CGUUUCGGUUGUCAGUUUUUACAAUCUGUAGCUGAGUUGUGUUUUAGCGAUUCGAAUACCCGGUUAAGUUUUUCGCAACAAAUCCGCGUACUCGUAUAGGUGUUGCAACGUUAAAUAAAAUUGUGCUUUUGUACUUAAACUCGUAUUUGUACCACACAAAUAAUUAAAUUAUACAAGUACGUAAUUAUACGCAGUUGAAGAACCUCAAAUAAUACUGUUCCAAGUGAUUUCAAAACUCAUCUCUUUCCAUUAUGAUUGAGCGUGAAAUAAUACACACCUCCACUGCUUCUAAGCGUUUGUUCGAUGUCUUGCAAGAUGUGUUGCAGUUCCUUGUGCUCUUUGUUCGGAUUCUGUUGGAGCUGUUUGUAAAUCUGGCUGAGAAGAUUUUGUCAAGAAACCUAAAAGACAUCAGUGGAGAAGUCGUGCUGAUAACCGGCACAGGUCAUGGCAUUGGACAGGAACUGGCGUUGCAUUAUGCCACCUGGGGCAGCACUGUGGUGUGUGUCGAUAUUAAUGAGAAAAAUAAUCUGGAAACUGUGAAAAAGGCUAGGCGCCUCAAUCAGGGGGCUGUGCACAGUUUUAUCUGCGAUGUUUCGAAUCGCGCUGAGGUGCUUUCAUUGGCCGAACGCGUGAAAUCUGAAGUGGGUCCGGUGACGGUGCUGGUCAAUAAUGUUGGGAUAAUGCCGACACAUCCAUUGACGCAACACACCGAAACGGAGAUACAAAAAGUGUUUAACGUCAACGUCUUCUCACAGUUCUGGGCCCUUGAGGCCUUCCUGCCACAAAUGAAGGAGCUGGGACGUGGCCACAUUAUCUCACUCUCCUCAAUAGCCGGUAUUGUGGGACUCUCGAAUUUGGUGCCAUACUGUGCCACAAAGUUUGCAGUACGCGGCAUGAUGGAGGCAUUGCAUGAGGAGCUGCGCGAAGGACCCUAUGCAGAUCUGAUAAAAACUACAACCAUAUAUCCAUAUAUGACCAAUACGGGCUUGUGUAAGCAUCCGAAGGUCAAGUUUCCAUCAAUACUGGGCCUAUUGGAUCCGAAAGAAGUGGCCAUGCGGAUUGUCGAGGCGCAUCGUGGGGACUGCCUGGAGACAACGAUCCCCAAGAGCCUGCUCCAUAUCAAUAAUUGGACCAGACUACUGCCUCUUAAGUGCGGUCACUUACUCAAGGACUACAUUGACAGUGGCGUAGAAUCGGAUUUGAUUUAGAUUUGGAUUGCCCUUCAUUUUUAUGUAAAUGAAUAUUUUAUAUUUUAUAUUGUGGUUCAUAUAAAAGGAAUGCUGUACAGUUUUUAAAAAAUUUAAAAACAAA